Messenger RNA from Hemibagrus wyckioides, 5426 nucleotides. Its product is annotated as NACHT, LRR and PYD domains-containing protein 12-like. Gene Ontology annotation, molecular function: protein binding. The record is from RefSeq and is a predicted model, not a curated record. The transcript is spliced from 9 exons. Lineage: Eukaryota; Metazoa; Chordata; Actinopteri; Siluriformes; Bagridae. Bases 784 to 3603 code for a protein of 939 amino acids.
CUGUUAAUGUCACUGCUAAAGUCACACUUAAAGAGAAAUUUAACUAGAUAAACAGAAUAACAAAAUACAUACUAAAACACUGUAACUGUGACCUUAAUAAAGCCACUAUUAAGAGUCUAAAAACAUUUUUGUCUUAUUUAAUGUCUAAAAGUUUUUGCUGAAUGUUUUACUUGGAAAGUGUGCUAAUGGUGUCUUUAAAAUAAAUGUCACUUGGUUUCACAUGUUGUUUUGUAAUGCAGUGAGAUUCAUGUGUUUGUAAUGGCUUAAGUGUCCAAAUAUAUUUGGGGUCAUUGCAGGCUAGACCACCGCAUAGCAUCAUUUAUCCAGUGACAGGAUACCAAUCUUCUAGAGUUACACCAGAAUUCAGUCAGUAAAUCUACAGAGCUGCUGUGUGAUCACUGUAAGACAUGAGCAGGAUGUUUAAAACACUCAGUGUUCAAUUUUAGAUUUUGUCUGAAGUUCCCCUUUAAAGGCCACACUACACAGUCAUUAGCAGCAAUUUUAAUAUUUUUGAUAUUUAUAUUAUACAGUAUAAGUUUUAGUGUUGAUACUUUUAGUUAAUAUAGAAAUAUAUGUAGUGUAAAUUUCAAUGUGAGUGUAAAUGUUGUGUAAAUAUUAUAAAUACUUAAUACUUUAAUCUGAGACUUAAUACUGAGACAGGGAAAAGCAGUGAAUGAAAAUUUCAGAAGUCAUACAGAAAGAUAAUGAAAGUAUCUGCAGACUGACAGAAAUGUGUUUUUAUUAUUGAGUUAUUAUUACAAUAUUAUUGUUUUUAUUAUUUUGAUGAAAUACAAGUUGCUGCCUCACAGCUCCAGGGUCUCCAGUGUCUGUCUGUGUGGAGUUUCACAUGUUCUCCCCUUGUCCAUUGUUCUACAGAAGGCAGGAGACAGAAGAGAAAUGAUCACCACAGAUACAGGGCAUGACCCAGAAUCUGUGGCUGUAAAUGAAUUCCAGAAAAAGUUCAAAUUAAAUCUGAUGAAGAAGUUUCAGUGUUUGAAUGGAGUGAUAAUAAACCCGGGAACCCAAACCCUCCUGAAUGAGAUCUACACAGAGCUCUACAUCACAGAGGGAGACAGUGGAGAAGUCAAUAAUGAACAUGAGGUGAGGCAGAUCGAGGCAGCAUCCAGGAGAACAACAACAGAGGAAACACCAAUCAAAUGCAACGACAUCUUUAAGCCUUUAUCUGAACAAGAUGAACCCAUCAGAACUGUUCUGACAAAGGGAGUCGCUGGCAUCGGAAAAACAGUCUCUGUGCAGAAGUUCAUUCUGGACUGGGCUGAAGGGGAAGAAAAUCAGGACAUCCACCUCAUAUUUCCACUUCCUUUCAGAGAGCUGAAUUUAAUGAAGGACCAGAAACUGAGUCUGAUGGAGCUCCUUCAGUUCUGUUUUAAGGACAGAAAAGAAGCAGAAAUGUCCAGUUUGGAAAAGGUUCUGUUCAUUUUUGACGGAUUGGAUGAGUGUCGUUUUCCUCUAGAUUUCCAGAACACAGUGAGAGUGUGUGAUGUAACUGAAUCAGCAUCAGUGCCGGUGCUGCUGAUAAACCUGAUUAAAGGGAAUCUGCUUCCCUCUGCUCUCAUCUGGAUCACCUCCCGACCAGCAGCAGCUGAUCAAAUCCCCUCUGAGUGUGUGCAUCGAGUCACAGAGGUACGAGGGUUCAAUGACCCACAGAAGGAGGAGUACUUCAGGAAGAGGAUCAGUGACCAGAGCCUGGCCAAUAACAUCAUCACACACCUGAAGUCAUUAAGAAGCCUCUACAUCAUGUGCCACAUCCCAGUCUUCUGCUGGAUUUCAGCCACUGUUCUAGAGAGAAUGUUGGGUGAAGCAGAGAGUGGAGAGAUCCCCAAGACUCUGACUCAAAUGUACACACACUUCCUCAUCAUUCAGACAAACAUCAUAAGAGAAAAAUACACAAAGAAGCUGGAGAGUGAUGAAGAAAUGCUUCUUAAACUGGGACAACUGGCUUUUCAGCAGCUGAAGAACGGGAACCUGAUCUUCUAUGAGGAAGACCUGAGAGAGUGUGGCAUUGAUGUGACAGAAGCCGCAGUGUACUCAGGUGUGUGUACACAGAUCUUCAGAGAGGAGUUUGGACUUCACCAGAGUAAAGUGUACUGCUUUGUUCAUCUGAGUAUUCAGGAGCACCUUGCAGCUUUGUAUGUGUUCCUGACCUUCAUGAAGAAGAAGAGAAAUGUUCUUGGUCAGUAUAAAGGCUUUAAAUCGCUGAUUAGAUUAAAUAAAAUCUCAGAUGUACAUACAAGUGCUAUCGAUCAGGCUUUAGAAAGUCAGACUGGACAUCUGGAUCUCUUCCUUCGCUUUCUUCUGGGUCUCUCACUGGAGUCCAAUCAGAAACUCUUACAUGCUUUAGUAACACAGACAGGAAGUAGCUCCCAGAGCAUAGAGGAAACAGUUCAGUACAUUAAGAAGAAGAUCAGUGAAGAUCUUCCUACAGAGAAAUCCAUCAAUCUGUUCCACUGUCUGAAUGAACUGGGUGAUAAUUCUCUAGUGGAGGAAAUCCAGCACUACCUGAAAUCUGGAAAACAAAGUGAACUCUCUUCUUCACAGUGGUCUGCUCUGGUGUUUGUGUUACUGACCUCAGCACAGGAGCUGGAAGAGUUUGACCUGAGUAAAUAUUUCAGUACAGAUAAGAUAACAGAAACUGUUGUUCUGAAGAUGAUGCCUGUGAUCACAGCCUCCAGAAAAGCAAUUAUCAGGUGUGAUUCACUUGGAGAGAAAAGUUGGUCAGCUCUGGACUCAGCGCUCAGAUCAGAAACCUCCAGUCUGAGAGAACUGCAUCUGACUGUGAAAACACUGGAUCUGUCCUGGAAUAAUCUAGGAGACUCAGGAGUGAAGAGUCUCUCUGCUGGACUGGAGAAUCCUCACUGUAAAGUGGAGACACUGAGGUUGUAUAAGUGUGGUAUCUCAGAUGAAGGCUGUGCUGCUCUGACUUCAGCUCUGAGAUCAAACCCCUCACACCUGAGAAACCUGAAUCUGUCUGAGAAUAAACUAUCAGACUCAGGAGUGAAGAGUCUCUCUGCUGUACUGGAGAAUCCUCACUGUAAACUGGAGAUACUGGGGUUGAGUGAGUGUGGUAUCUCAGAUGAAGGCUCUGCUGCUCUGACUUCAGCUCUGAGAUCAAACCCCUCACACCUGAGAGACCUGGAUCUGUCUGAUAAUAAUCUAGGAGCCUCAGGAGUGAAGAGUCUCUCUGCUGUACUGGAGAAUCCUCACUGUAAACUGGAGAAACUGUGGUUGUGUGAGUGUGGUAUCUCAGAUGAAGGCUGUGCUGCUCUGACUUCAGCUCUAAGAUCAAACCCCUCACACCUGAGUGUACUGAAUCUGUCUGAUAAUAAUCUAGGAGACUCAGGAGUGAAGAGUCUCUCUGCUGUACUGGAGAAUCCUUACUGUAAACUGGAGAAACUGUGGUUGUAUAAGUGUGGUAUCUCAGAUGAAGGCUGUGCUGCUCUGACUUCAGCUCUGAGAUCAAACCCCUCACACCUGAGAGACCUGCAUCUGUCCAGGAAUAAUCUAUCAGACUCAGGAAAGAAGCUGCUCUCUGCUCUUAAGGAUGAUGAACAUUACAAACUACAGACACUGAUGAUGGAAUGAAUAUCUGUGUGUGAUGAAGACUCCAGUGUUCCUGCAUGUUGGGGAAUAGAGAAGAUGUUUAGAAACACAUCAGUCAUUUCGUUCAGUCUUUUGUUUUGUAAAAUUAAAAUUCUAACAUUUUGUAGUAAAAUAAUUUUUGUUCUCCAAAAUAUAUAAACUAUAUAAAUAUAAAUCUUCAAAGAUAAAUGCAUUAAUAACACAAUAUAUUGUUAGAGAAGUUAUUUGUGAAGAGAAACAUGUUUUUUUUAAUAAAUAAAAAUAAAUCACUCCAGCAUGCAGGGUUGUCAUCAUAACCCAACCUCACUGAGAUGAAACAACUCAGUCUGGAUCAGUCCACAUUGUACCCAGUGCUGGAUUUCAGAAUUGACCAUAACUGGGCAUAACUUGGUUAUGUUUAUCUCAGUAAUUUUAGACUGCAACUUUAUGAGGAGACUUUUCCUGGGAAUGAGUGAAUAUGAGCACAAACUCCUUCUUUCUGUUGUGUAUCAAUCUGUCUUUUUACCUGCUUCCCUCUUUCAUCUGUUUUAGUCAUGUCAGUAGUGGAAUCAUUUACAUGUCUACAUUAAACUACCAAAAAACUAUCAACUACCAAUCUGACCUGUCCGUGUUGUAAUGAAUCUAAAAAAUCCUUUCUUCUUGGUAGACUUGCACACAGUUUUUUGAAGGAACUCGGCAGGUAGGUUAUUCCAAACAUCUUGGAGAACUAAUCACAGAUCUUCUGUGGAUGUAGGCUGCUUCAAAUCCUUAUGUCUCUUCAUGUAAUCUCAGACAGACUGGAUAAUGUUGUAACGUCUGGGACCCCCGCCCUAUGCGGGGCUCGACCCCAGACGCCCGUGGUGUGUGUGCGCACGCCAGCACACGGUGUAAUGAGACCCAUGCGCAGGAUUCAGCGAAGCACUGCUUUUAUUACAUUUAAGACGCGACAUAGGGAAACAAACGUAACACUAGACAUGGCGUGGAUAACUAAACAAAACAAAACGAAAACAAAACCUAGACCUUAGCUUGGACAUGGAACUUAACCAACAAAACCCCAACAGAAACCACGGUACAGAUAACAAUCAUGGACAAUGACACAAACACAAGGAUCCCUAUUUAUAGGGGUAGACAUUAGGGCUAAUGGGAUACAGGUGACAAUCAGGAUAGGAACAAUAGGAAGGGCGUAACAAAAGACACACAAAGAAGCAGGCUUCCAAGGUUCACCUGCCAGCGCCCUCUCUGGGCCUGGCAGGGAACUGUCCAGCUGUUCCUGACAGAUGUUGAGAUCAGGACUCUGUGGGGGACAAACCAUCACUUCCAGGACUCCAUGUUCUUCUCUAUGCUGGAGAUAGUUCUUUAUAACAUUGGCUGUAUGUUUGGGGUCAUUGUCCUGCUGCAGAAUAAAUUAGGGGCCAAUCAGACUCCUCCCUGAUGGUGUUGCAUGAUGGAUAAGUAUCUGCCUGGAUUUCACAGCAUGGAGGACACCAUUAAUCCCGACCAAAUCUCUUGCGUCUGCAGUCUUCAACAUCACUCGUUUCUUUGUGCUUCUUCAAAAUAUCUUGAACAGCACAUCCUGAAACCCCAGUCUGCUCUGAAAUCUGUGCCUGGGAGAGACCUUGCUGAUUCCUUGUGUCUUGUUCCUGUGCUCAAUCUUGCCAUGGUGUAUGACCUGUGACAUGAAACUGACUUCAAUAAUCACACCAAAUAUUGAUUUGAUUUUGAUUGUUCUUCUGUGCUCUCAUUUAGCAUUUUGUAAAUUAAUAAAAAAUAAUCAAUUAAAAUAAAUAUUUUAGAAAGCAUUUUUACUUUACACCAUUUCUUUAUACCUGUCUAAAGAUUUUGCACAG